Pistacia vera is the source of this 1399-nucleotide messenger RNA. RefSeq names its product EG45-like domain containing protein 2. Lineage: Eukaryota; Viridiplantae; Streptophyta; Magnoliopsida; Sapindales; Anacardiaceae. The transcript is spliced from 2 exons. Bases 212 to 757 code for a protein of 181 amino acids. The record is from RefSeq and is a predicted model, not a curated record.
GAACUUUUGUAAAAGAGUGCACGUAACCUGAAAAUGAAAUGUUAAAGGCAAAACAACCAAAACUGAAAUUGCAUUAGUCGAUGCCUCACGAUUCCUACUUUCGUAAGAUGCACCUAAUUACCUGUAGGAUAGAAAAUGUAAGUCGGUUUGUUCAUUUAUAAAUUUGACGCAAGCCAGGCCUCAACAGGAUCUACAUCUGACAUCUCUUGUGAUGGGGCGCUUGGUCUUGACUAUUCUGGUAGCUUUAACAAGCAGCACAGCAUCCGUAGUCUAUGGGGAUAUUGGCACCGCAACAUCUUAUCACCCGCCAUAUAUACCUACCAGAUGUUAUGGAAAUAGACAAGAUCAGUUCCCGCCAAGCAAGCUAUUUGUUGCGGUGAGUGAAGGGUUGUGGGAUAACGGAGCUGCUUGUGGAAGGCGGUAUAGAUUGAGAUGUCUAAGUGGAGCCAAUAGACCAUGCAAGCAGCAAACCAUUGAAGUCAAGGUGGUGGAUUUCUGCACAAAGGCACCCUGCCCAUCUACGAUCCAACUGUCUACCGAUGCCUUUGCAGCCAUUUCCAACCAUAAUGGAAGAAAAAUCAAUGUCGAAUAUACACAGUAUGUCCUCUUUUCAUCUUCGUUUUAUCGUAGCAAGAUCUACUUUGGGUUUAACAAUGACGAUACUGCUGUUCCAUCUUUGACCUUUAAUGAAUUGUUGCAGGAUUUGAGCAGGUACUACAGGCAACUUCAGAUAUGCCAUGCCAACUUCUGCAUGUAGAUAGUAUCAAAUAAUAUAUAGAAUUGGGUGAUAAAGAGGUUAGUUUCCAUAUUUGUAUAAGUUUAACAAUUAACUACAGGUUAUAGUACUGUAACUUAAUCAAGUGUUGUCAUUGAUGAGUAUUAAGGUUCAACGUCAACUAUGAGAUCACAUUCAACUCUCCUUUUGUCAUGUAAUAGGGUAAUUGUUGUUAGUUUUCAAGCUAUGCAACCUCAAAGACAUAUGAUGUACUUGAAGGACACCUGUCAGAAAGAACAGCCAUAGUUGCACACUAGUCAUCAAAUCGUUCAUUUAUAAUUGUACAAUGCAAUUGAAAGAAUGAAAAUUCUAGGCCCAUGUUUUACCUAAUUUACCAAAGCUGCUUAAUCUACCAUUGCAUAGCCAAGUUAAAAUUUGAUACCUGCUCCGGAUUACAGAGAAGAACUUUAUCAUGAACUCCAAAUAGUUUCAUUCAUGUUGAAAAACCCUGAUUUGCAAACGCUUAAUCUUAUAUGAAAGGAACCACAUAUAUUAUUUGCCGACAGUAUUAAUCUAUUUUCAGCAACUUGCCAAUCCAAUAAAUUAUUCUUGUAUAUAUUCCACUUAGAUGGCAGGUAAGCAAAUAAACAUACUUGUAACCAUCAUUUGAUUCAGACAGUAUUA